Messenger RNA from Arabidopsis arenosa, 914 nucleotides. The record is from the annotation of a GenBank genome assembly. Lineage: Eukaryota; Viridiplantae; Streptophyta; Magnoliopsida; Brassicales; Brassicaceae.
AUUUAAAACUCUCCAAUUUGUUCCAAUUUGGUAGUCCAGUGAAUCUACAAGACAGCUCAACCUGAACCAUAUCAAUAAUGUACCAGUUUAACCGUAACACAUACACCAUGACAUAAGAUGCAACAUGGUAAAAUCCCUGAUAUGGGAAGGGGAAGGGUUCAGCUACGGCGGAUCGAGAACAAGAUUAGGAGACAAGUGACAUUUUCAAAGCGAAGAACCGGUUUGGUUAAGAAAGCUCAAGAGAUCUCAGUGUUAUGUGAUGCUGAUGUUGCUUUGAUUGUCUUCUCCCCAAAAGGCAAGCUCUUUGAGUACUCUGCCGGUUCCAGCAUGGAGAGAAUUCUUGAUCGAUAUGAGAGAUCUUCCUACGCCGGUCAAGAUAUUCCUACACCAAAUUUGGAUUCACAGGGAGAGUGUUCAACAGAAUGUUCAAAGCUCUUGAGGAUGAUUGAUGUCCUGCAAAGAAGCUUAAGGCACUUAAGAGGAGAAGAGGUGGAUGGUCUAAGUAUGAGAGAGCUUCAAGGUCUGGAGAUGCAACUUGAUACUGCCCUCAAGAGAACUCGCUCUAGAAAGGCUGGUGAAAGAGAAGACUUUCAGCCGCAAAACCUCAGCCAUGACUUAGCCUCCUUGGCAACGCCGCCAUGUGAAUCACCGCAUGCGCUUCCCUGGACACAAUCUCCUCCUCCUCCUCCUUUAUCUUCUGGGGAUACAUCACAAAGGAAUGGAGAGGGAGAAGUAGCUGAUGGAACCCUAAUUCGGAGGACGAAUACAACGUUGCCGCAUUGGAUGCCCCGGCUCACCGGAGAAUAAAGGUCCGAAGGCCAUCUUGGUUUGUUAAUUUUCAGUACUUAAUAUAGAGUAAUGGAAUAACUUCUUGGGUUAAGUAGAACCAAUCCGAAUAUAAGAAAUUUUUUCUA